AUGACUCUCUCCUACGUUCACACUCCGAAGUUCGUUUCCACUAGUUUACACAUCAUGACAUGUCUCGAAGUACCCGUUCACAUAUUCGGUAUUUAUAUCAUUUUAUGGAAAACUCCUGAAUCUAUGAAAUCAGUGAAAUGGAGUAUGUUUAACCUUCACAUCUGGAGUAUGUCACUUGACUUGACCGUCAGCUUAUUCACAUCACCGUUUGUAUUAUUUCCGGCAAUCGCUGGGUUUCCUCUUGGACUUCUGAAGGAGUUCGGUGUUCCUGCAGCGGCGCAAGCAUUUCUGGUUGUAUCCAUUUUCGCAGGGGUCGGAGUCUCUAUUUUGGCCAUUUUCGAAAACCGUUUUUAUGUAUUAUUUGCUGGAAACACUGUCUGGAGGUUCAUACGAAUCCCAGUGCUUUUUGUAAAUUAUGCGUUGUGUUUUCUAUUUUUCAUCCCUCCAUAUUUGACCAUUCCUGAACAAAGAGUUGCAUUAGAGGAGGUGUACAGGAAGCUUCCAUCUGACUUACCACCUUCAAUAACCAAUGGACCUGUGUUCGUCCUUGCUACUGAUGCAACUUAUGCCUUGAUAUCAAUAUUUCUUAUCACAUGCUUCAUCAUUGGAGAAAUUGCAAUGUGUAUUUUCUUUAUCUGGCUCAACACAAAAUGUCUUGCCAAAAGAAUUCAUCUAUCGAGAACUACUUUAAAAAUGCAACGGAAGUUUUUGAAUGCCCUCCAUGUUCAGAUGUACACCCCAUUAAUUAUUUUGAUAGUACCUUUAGUCUACAUCGCUUAUUCCGUAUACUUCAACGUUUAUGAUCAGGCAUCUAACAACUUAUGUCUUAUCAUGAUCUCAUUUCACGGAUUGGCAUCUACUACUGUCAUGGUGCUCAUUCAUAAAUCUUAUCGAGAAGCUUGCAUCGACAUAUUUUGUAUCAAAACUCAAUAUAAAACAAAUCCAAUACCAGAGUCAAGGCGGAAUAGUUUUGUCACAUAUGUGCCAAGAUCAAAAAUUCGAGAUGAUGUAAUAGUGGUAUCACAUCAAAUUACCUACUAA
Messenger RNA from Caenorhabditis remanei, 1041 nucleotides. RefSeq lists its product as uncharacterized. The record is from RefSeq and is a predicted model, not a curated record. The transcript has 4 exons. Bases 1 to 1041 code for a protein of 346 amino acids. NCBI's taxonomy places the organism in Eukaryota, Metazoa, Nematoda, Chromadorea, Rhabditida, Rhabditidae.